CUCUCUCUCUCUCUCUCUCUCUCUCUCUCUCUCUCUCUCUCUCUCUCUCUCCUCCCAGCAGACUGCGGCUUUGGUCUUAAGAGAUCAGGUGACUGUAACUUCUCCGUUAAAAGGAAAGUUUGAUAAGUUCCACUCAGUUUCCCUCCUGGUCCCAAACUUGGAUUUCAACCCUCUACAGGUGGCGGAGAAAGUCCGUCUGGUCCCUCUUCAUUCUCUCUGAAACUUUUAGCUGAAACUCCCUGAGAAUGGGGGACUGGAGUGCUCUGGGCCGUCUGCUGGACAAGGUCCAGGCCUACUCCACCGCCGGAGGAAAGGUCUGGCUGUCGGUCCUCUUCAUCUUCAGGAUCCUGGUCCUGGGCACUGCAGUGGAAUCUGCCUGGGGAGACGAGCAGUCUGCAUUUAAAUGUAACACACAGCAGCCUGGUUGUGAGAACGUUUGCUAUGACAAAUCUUUCCCCAUCUCCCAUGUCCGCUUCUGGGUCCUCCAGAUCAUUUUUGUGUCAACGCCCACACUUCUCUACCUGGCUCAUGUGUUCUACCUGAACAGGAAGGAACAGAAAUUCAACAGGAAGGAGGAGGAGCUUAAAGCGGUGCAAAACGACGGCGGCGAUGUUGACAUCCCGCUGAAGAAAAUUGAGAUGAAAAAGCUAAAGUAUGGCAUUGAGGAGCAUGGCAAAGUGAAGAUGAAAGGGGCCCUGCUCAGAACCUACAUAGUCAGCAUUUUCUUCAAGUCAAUGUUCGAGGUGGGCUUCCUGGUCAUCCAGUGGUACAUUUACGGCUUCAGCCUUUCUGCAGUCUACACCUGUGAGAGGUCCCCAUGCCCCCACAGAGUGGACUGUUUCCUGUCCCGUCCCACAGAGAAGACGGUCUUCAUCAUCUUCAUGCUGGUGGUCUCGCUGGUGUCCCUGCUGCUCAACGUCAUCGAGCUUUUCUAUGUGUUUUUUAAGAGGAUCAAAGAUCGUGUGAAGGGCAAACAGCCGCCCAUCCUCUACCCUAGUGCAGGCACAUUGAGCCCCACCCCUAAAGACCUGUCCACCACCAAGUAUGCCUACUAUAAUGGCUGCUCCUCCCCGACUGCCCCGCUCUCACCCAUGUCCCCCCCAGGCUACAAACUAGCCACAGGGGAACGUGGAACUGGCUCAUGCCGCAAUUACAAUAAGCAGGCCAAUGAGCAGAACUGGGCCAACUACUCCACAGAGCAAAACCGGCUCGGCCAAAAUGGUGCAGGAAGCACUAUUUCAAACUCCCAUGCACAGGCCUUUGACUUCCCAGAUGACACCCAAGAGCAUAAGAAACUGUCCUCAACAGCGGGACACGAGAUGCAGCCGCUGGCGCUGAUGGACGCCAGGCCGUGUAGCCGGGCCAGUAGCCGGAUGAGCAGCCGAGCCAGGCCAGACGACCUGGACGUGUAAGCCCUGGUUCCACCUCCUCUUCCUCCUCCUCCUCCUCCCACCUUUGUGUGGCUUCAGCCAGAGAAUCAGGAAACACUCCAUCACAUAGGUUCAUGUAAGAGGUGGGGCUGACCUCAAUCACUGUCUUCAGAAUAGAGACUUAGUCACUCAAAGAGACAUUAAACUUGUUAUGUAACACUGUCAAAGGUACAAGUUGCAAAUGUUUUUUUUCAAUGACUUUUACCAUAAUCUUUUAGUGGAGCUAGCCCAGCUUUAAGAGAACAGAAUUAUAACAUAAUACAUGACCACACUGGUCAAUGUGCUUGGUCUGGUUUGGAUUUGCCAAGGUUAAUUGAAGGAAAACUCAGUUUUUUUCUUCUUUUCAUAGUUUCUGCUAUUCUUCCUAUUGGUGACUACAUAUUACUUACCACUAUUCUAGCUGGUUUUUAAAGGUAUGGUGACAGCUAUACAACAGGUUGCCUUCUUAGUUGUGUCUUUCAACAUGUAACCAGUUUAGCCGAAAAUAAGAAUUAUUGGCUAACUCUGGUUUAACUUUUUUAUUUUUUAUUCUGUCGAUCAAUAAGCAUUGUCCCUGUUAAAUAACCUAAAGAAAAGUAAAGCCCAAAUUAUCUAUGUCAUGCAAUAUGGAAAGUAAAGAGUAAGUUGAAGGUGAAUCAAUCUGCCACCCCUGAGUGGAAGGUAACUACAACUAUUUAGUUAGUCUCCUGCAUGGUUAACCAAGACCGAGUUUUGGUAGGAGAUAGGAUGUAGAGUCUCCAGUGUUAAAGUCACUCCCUUUCUUUGUCCCCCAAGAGUUAUGACUGCAGAAUGAUGUCACAGUACUUCCACCUUAGCUUCUGAGAGAGGAAAGUGAUGAACAUAGGUCAAAAUAGCUGUUUGAACACAUGAACCAUGGUGUUGUUUCUUCAUGUGAGUACAGUCCUGUGUGAUCACUCGGGGGCACUGUUAAAAAGCUGUGUGUAGCUCAUCAAUGAAGCAUUAACCAACAGGAAAAGUAUGAAAUAGGAACAUAAAAUCCAUGAUGUAAUAAACAGAAUAUGUGUUGCUGAGAUACACACACACACACACACACACACACACGUACCUUUGCAUUAAAAGCUAGUUUGAUGGACUCGGCCACACCUGCAUUGAGUUGCUUUAAGUCUGCUUGCAUUAUUUAGCUGCAUUUACUUAUGAAUCAACAUUUUUAAUCCAUUUUCUUCUGUUUUCACUUACAUCAAUACUAUCCUAUCCCAGUUUCAUUCAUAGCAAAAGUUAUUGUUAUUGUCCAGACAAAGAACAACUAAAUGUAAAGUGUUUACCACUUGGCUCAUCCUUUGCAUGGAACUUGGCUUUUACGGAGAAUGCUUAAUAUCAGUUGUAGUGAAUAUUUAUUGCUUAGCAUCUGUAGGACACCUACCACUAAGAGGAAAAAAAUGACUACUAUCCAGAAUCUCACUCACAGAAAACAUCUUACAUUAACUCCCCACCAACUGUAUAUUUAUUGACAGUAAAAACAUUUUUUUUCUCUUUAGUAACUUUGUCAGUCAGCAUAGACUGUUAUUUCCUGGUAAACUUUGAAUUUAUGUGUUGUAAUGUUUUUAUUUUUAAUUUUGUGGUUUUAAAUGUCUUUUUUUGGGGUGUUUGUGAGAGUGGCAGGGCUGAUUGUUCCGGCUGCUGUGACACAGCAAACUCUGCUCUGCUUUUAUGUGGUUUCCAUUAAGAAAGGCUUUUAUUACUGUGUUAUUUUUUUUUUUCAUCUUUUGCGGGCUGUAGAGAAAUACAGUAGAAUGACUAUCUGUGUUUUACAUAUCUGAGUGAAUGAUUUUUUUCUGUUCUGUAGGUAUUGUUUUGUUUUUCAGACUCCGUGUAACCGUUGCUGCUUGAGAAAUAGAUAUUUAGUACUGUAAAUCCAGCUAACUGUGUCACAAAAAAAAUUUGAGUUUUUAGAAGACUGCUUAUAGAUCUGGACUAAUAUUUAGUCAGUUAUAUUAAAAUGUAUGCCAAUCUAGCUCCACAAAUACCAAACACUAGUAUAAAUCUCAAUUUGGACUUCUUUUUUUUCUCCUUUUCUUCGGUCAUUUGUGCAUCAUUUUGUCGGUACUUACAUGUGUCAUGGAUCUUUUAGCUACAAUGGCAUUUGCACUGAGAUCUUGGUGAUAGAGAUGUAAUAUGAUGCUCACAGUUAGUGGAGUUUUCUGAUCACAUGUUACUAAUUUAUUUUAUAACACAGAAAUCACUACAGUGCAUAAUACCAGACAUCUGACCACUGGUGACAUUGGCUGAUUCUGCGAGAGAUGUCUUCCAUUGACAGAACAGAAGCAAUAGUUAUUUGUUGCCAUAAUUCAGACAAUGCUAAUCUAUGGGGAUCCACUGUUGUACAGUGUAAGUGCAUGAAAGCAAAACAAAAACUCAUUAAUUGUAUCUGUGAAAAGCUAUUUUAACCAAUAAAUAUUUUUUCUGUCCUAA
Etheostoma cragini (Arkansas darter) is the source of this 3860-nucleotide messenger RNA. It is a transcript of the gene cx43, whose product is annotated as connexin 43. The record is from RefSeq and is a predicted model, not a curated record. Gene Ontology annotation, molecular function: transmembrane transporter activity. NCBI's taxonomy places the organism in Eukaryota, Metazoa, Chordata, Actinopteri, Perciformes, Percidae. The transcript is spliced from 2 exons. The coding region runs from base 246 to 1412 and encodes 388 amino acids. Gene Ontology annotation, biological process: cell-cell signaling; heart development. Gene Ontology annotation, cellular component: connexin complex.